Aaosphaeria arxii CBS 175.79 is the source of this 1827-nucleotide messenger RNA. RefSeq lists its product as uncharacterized. The transcript is spliced from 6 exons. The record is from RefSeq and is a predicted model, not a curated record. Gene Ontology annotation, molecular function: Arp2/3 complex binding. Gene Ontology annotation, biological process: actin cortical patch localization; actin cortical patch assembly; endocytosis. Gene Ontology annotation, cellular component: actin cortical patch. Lineage: Eukaryota; Fungi; Ascomycota; Dothideomycetes; Pleosporales. The coding region runs from base 121 to 1443 and encodes 440 amino acids.
UGCAGUUGUCGUUACAAACACACCACACAACAUCUGGAACCUCAGUCCUGCCGCCCACUGUAGUAUUUUUGCAAACAGCGCUGGGUACGAUGAUUUUGGAGAUUCUCUCGCGAUCUCAGCAUGGCGUUUGAGGUAUCGUACAACCUCGAAAAUGAGCAACAAUUCUGGGACGAGCUCGACGAUAUUACGUCAACACGCUGUCAAGAGCACGAGAUCAUAGACAACGCCUUGCGCUCUUAUCUCAAUGUCACCACGAAUUAUAAAUCCGAGUACCUACAAACGGAUUACAGCGUGGCGAAAUGCACGUUUCGUCUCAUAGAAGGCGAGCUAUUCAAUACACAUAAGGAAUAUGUGCGAAGACAGAUAAUCUACUGUCUCUUGCAGGAAGACGAUAAUCCUACUCUCCACGUGGUCGCUGCGUUCCUUUUGUAUGACGGUCGCAAUAAUGGAACUGAUAUCACUUUCGAGAUGAUGCAGAAGGAGGGCGUAUUUCCACGUCUGGUGGAGUUGAUACGAAGUCCUACCGUGCAGGAAGAUACUCGACUGCAUCAAAUGCUUCUCGAGUUGAUGUACGAGUCUUCUCGAAUACAGCGGCUUAGUUGGGAGGAUUUAAUGACCGUGGACGAUACUUUCAUUCUUUACCUGCUGGACAUCAUCGAGGGCGUUUCGGACGACGCCGAAGACCCCUACCACUACCCUGUGAUUCGCGUGCUGCUGGUUUUGAACGAGCAGUAUCUAGUAGCCUCAACAACAUACCAUGCGAGUGGCAGUGGUAGUGUCACAAACCGCGUCAUCAAAGCCUUGUCCACUCAUGGAAUGACCUACAAGACUUUCGGGUGUAAUCUCAUCCUGUUGCUGAAUCGCGAGUCCGAAACUUCUCUACAGCUCUUGAUUCUGAAGGUUCUAUACCUUUUGUUCGGCAACACGUCUACCGCCGAGUACUUUUAUACCAAUGACUUACACGUCCUGGUCGAUGUCAUCCUCCGCAAUCUUAUAGAUCUCCCUUCCGAUUCUGCUAGCACCAAUGCGUUGAGACAUACGUACCUCAGGGUUCUGCAUCCUAUUUUGGCGCAUAGCCAGAUAAGCAAACCUCCUCAUUACAAACGCGAAGACAUCCUCCGUCUGUUACACCUGCUGGUGACUAGUGGCCAUCAUUUUGCACCUGUCGACGAAACGACCGUGCGGCUCGUCAAACGUUGUACCUCGGUGCAAUGGUUGCAAAUCACCCCAACCACUGCGAGCAACGCGGCAGACUCGAAUGGAGAAGCUUUGGCACAAUUACCGGAAAGCAGCAGCUCGGUUGGAAAGGGACAAAAAGAAUUCGCUCGACGGACACUUGGUAUGAGUGUCGACGACGGUAGUGAGAGCUCGACCAGCGUCCUGGCGAUUGCGGAGCACACCGAGAAACCUGGAGUUCAAACGCCAAGUCGAGGAAACCAAUGACACGAGGCUUUGCACACAAAUUAACGUAUCUCGAAUUCAAAGAAGGGUACGAAACCAGGGAUUCGUCCUAACAAAAGUCAAGUUGCACAUGUCGCAGCUUCCAACUGUACAGCCGAUUAGCGUAGGUGUUUUCUGUUCUUUUCUUUUCUGUUCUUAUCUUACGGAUAUGAGGUACUUUCUCGUACUUGCAUUGAUGGCGUUUUCUGAAGAUCUGAAGCGUUGCAGUCAUGAUUUUCGUCUGUCCACUUCGUGCAAAUAAUGCACAAAUCUUUCUUGCUUCUUUGCGUCUCUCUUACAAGUCUAAUCGUUCUCCUGUUCAUCUUUGCAUUCCCCAAUCUCUUCCCCUCUGCUGAGUUAGUUUUCCCAAUACACCUACCCUAUCAC